GUUCUGUCGAGAUCGAACAAAAGAAAAGACCGGAAAUGGUAGUGCAUACGACAAAUUCUGAUUCGCGUAAAACAGAUAUUGAAACAUUGAAAGAUGAACUGCGUCGGAAUACGCCAUCUGCACACAUAUCAAAUACCACUUUUCAACAGGCACUAAAUCAUUAUUCAAAUUUACUGAAAGGGAAUAAUCCGAUAUUCGCAUAUACCAAUAAUUGUUCAACCAAUUUGGUUGGCUCUGUUGAGGUUCCGGAUAUUAAUCGAUCACUAGCCUCACCAUGUUCACCUCCCGAUCAGUGUAGGAUACCUCAAUCAACGCUUGAUAACAAGUUAUUCACAAUUUCACCAGCCUAUACACCUUUCCCGUUAAACGCUGCGGCAGUGGCAGCAGCUGCAGCUGGAAAUCUUCCGGUAGCGAUUGCUGCUGCAGCUGCUGCACAAACGGCAAAUCCAUUCCUCUUUGCUGCUGCAUUAGGAUUACAACAACAACCACAAAAUGCAUCUUCGACAUUUCCAUGGAUCACAAAUGCGCAAUCAUUCACAGCGAUGUUACCCUAUCUUCAGCAUUUGCAGACUCAAGUGCAGCAGCAAGCACAAGCACAGGUUGUAUUAGCGCAGCAAAUAGCAGCACAACAAGCUGCAAAUUUACAUCAACAAUUCAAAACAGUCGCAGCAGCUGCAGCAGCUGCUCAUACUUCAUUAUUGUCUCAACAGCAGCAGCAACAUCAACAACCGCAGCCGCAUUCACAGUGGUUGUCCCCGCCACCGUCUGUUCCUCCUCAAAUUUCCACCCUAAGGCAAACAGCAACCUGUCCAUCACCAUUACUUCCAGCAGGUGCUGAAUCAACAUCAUCCUCACUGUUGGAGCUUACUGAAUUAAGUCCACCACUUCAUCCUGAACCACAACAACCACCCUCACCUCCAGCAUCAUCCAGUUCAUCGUUAUACAAUGAUGAGAAACAGCAGCAGCUGCAGCAGCAGCAGCAGCAGCAGCAAUUUCUGUUCGAUGAAGAUUUGAUGAUCGAUUCAUUGAUGGAGGAACGAAAAGAUUUAUCUGAGAAAGAAAGUAUCGCUGUCGCCGUUUUAGCUGGUAUGGCUGCAUGUCAACGAUAG
Molecule: messenger RNA, 1109 nt
Organism: Acanthocheilonema viteae
Lineage: Eukaryota; Metazoa; Nematoda; Chromadorea; Rhabditida; Onchocercidae
Source: the annotation of a GenBank genome assembly